Messenger RNA from Porites evermanni, 808 nucleotides. The record is from the annotation of a GenBank genome assembly. Lineage: Eukaryota; Metazoa; Cnidaria; Anthozoa; Scleractinia; Poritidae.
AUGGUAAAAGAAACUGUUCAAUCACUGAAAGCUGAGAAUGACAAGUUGAAGGAGAAAGUAGAUACUGUUUUUGGAGAACUUAAGCAACUUAAAGAGUCCUUGAAGCAGCAGCGUCCUGACAGCCAUGAUGCAAGCAAUGGUGAUGAAGCCGGUGCUACGAAGUCUCUGGAUUUUCUGAGUAAAGAAUAUGACGUCCUUGUCAAGUUUCGCAAACAAGCCGAAGAAAGAAUAUCUGCCAUGGAGAAAUCUUUGGCUGUCAUAUCAUCUCGUGUUAAUAAUCUUGCUUCGGCAAUCGAUCAAGCCCAAGAAUACAGUUAUUCUUAUAAUGUCAAGCUUGUUGGUGUUCCGGAGAUUAAGCCGCGUGAAAAUGCCUCUGAAACGUCACAGCUCUGUCUGAAUAUUUUUAAUGCAAUUGGUGCAGAGAUACAUCCCUAUGACAUCGAUUUAGCCCACACCACGUCAAGCCGCUGAAGGUCGCCCUAAACCGAUUGUUUGCAAAUUUACUCGGCGAGUUUCUCGAGAACAAGUCAUGGCGCUCCGUAGAGAAGUGACAAAGAUAGACCCUACAAGCAUUGGCCUUCAAGAAAGCGACUCGAUAGAAAACGUAGGCCUCUGAGACCACCUUUCUCCACGUCUACAGUCACUGCUGGCAGACGCCAAGAAGGUAAAGGAAAGGCUAAACUUGGCUUUUUGUUGGGCUAAAAAUUCCGCAGUAUGGCUGAGGGAAAACGAGCACUCUCGACCGAUCGCAAUCAAGUGUGCAAGAGACUUAGACAAUUUUGCUGUCCGCCACGGAUUAUCAAGUUAA